Falco peregrinus (peregrine falcon) is the source of this 2112-nucleotide messenger RNA. It is a transcript of the gene ZDHHC6, whose product is annotated as zinc finger DHHC-type palmitoyltransferase 6. Gene Ontology annotation, cellular component: Golgi apparatus. The transcript is spliced from 10 exons. Bases 164 to 1384 code for a protein of 406 amino acids. NCBI's taxonomy places the organism in Eukaryota, Metazoa, Chordata, Aves, Falconiformes, Falconidae. Gene Ontology annotation, molecular function: palmitoyltransferase activity; protein binding. Gene Ontology annotation, biological process: protein palmitoylation. The record is from RefSeq and is a predicted model, not a curated record.
CGGGGCGGGGCCGAGGCCCGGCGGGCCCCGCCGCCUCCCCUCCCCUUCCCCGCGGCGCUCCCUCUCCCUGCGGCCGGUGGGACGGCGCGGGGCUGAGCGCGGCGGGCGCCAUGCGCGGCGGCGGAGCGGCGGCGGCGGCGGCGGGACGGCGGCGGUAGCGAUCAUGGGCGGGCCGGGGGGGCUGCGCCGGGCGCGGCGGCUGUGCCACUGGGGGCCGCUGGUAGCCCUGGCCGUGGUGGCCGUGUGCUCCGCCACCGCCAUGGCGGACGCCGCGCUGUGGUAUUGGCCUCUGGACACCGCCGGGGGAAGCGUCAACUUCAUCAUGCUCCUCAACUGGACCGUCAUGAUCCUCUACAACUACUUCAGCGCCAUGUUUGUCGGCCCGGGGUACGUCCCUUUGGGGUGGACGCCGGAAAAAUCUCAGGAUUGCAUCUAUCUCCAAUACUGUAAAGUGUGUCAGUCUUACAAGGCACCACGUUCACACCACUGUCGAAAGUGUAACAGAUGUGUCAUGAAGAUGGAUCACCAUUGUCCUUGGAUAAACAACUGUUGUGGAUACCAGAAUCACGCAUCUUUCACUCUGUUUCUUCUCUUAGCUCCACUGGGAUGUAUUCACGCUUCUUUCAUAUUUGUUAUGACUAUGUACACUCAGCUUUACAACAGAAUAUCUUUUGGGUGGAGUUCUGUAAAGAUUGACAUGAGUGCAGCCAAAAGAGACCCUCGACCCAUUAUUCCCUUUGGACUCUCCGCAUUUGCUGCAUCUUUAUUUGCCUUAGGACUGGCAUUAGGAACUACUAUUGCUGUUGGCAUGCUGUUUAUUAUCCAGAUGAAAGUAAUUUUGACAAAUAAAACUUCAAUCGAGUCCUGGAUUGAAGAAAAGGCCAAAGACAGAAUCCAGUACUACCGAACAGGUGAGACCUUUAUUUUUCCCUAUGACAUGGGAAGCAAAUGGAAGAACUUCAAGCAAGUGUUUACAUGGUCUGGGAUUCCUGAGGGAGAUGGCUUGGAUUGGCCAGUAAGAGAUGGCUGUCAUCAGUAUAGUUUGACGAUAGAGCAACUGAAACAGAAAGCAGACAAGCGAGUAAGAAGCGUGCGAUAUCGAGCAGUAGAAGAUUACAGUGGUGUCUGCUGCCCUGUGACCAAAGGUGUUCAAACAUUCUUCACAACACCAUGCACUGAAGAACCUAGAAUUGCACUGAGUAAAGGGGAUCUGAUUUUAGCCACAAGAGGCUUAAACCACUGGAUGUAUGGUGAGAAGAUUCUCAACUCAGCUGUUGAUGGUGGAAUGUGGUCUGGGUGGGGAACUUGGUGUGUACAGAGAGGCUGGAUUAGAAUUCCAAAUAACAUUGGCAUUUUUGAGAACUGGGCUUCAAAAAUAGGAUGAGAUAUGUUAGGAAUGUAUAGAAUACGACUAUUAAUAAAUAGGAAGAACAACCUGCACUAUAACAAGAUAAAAUUAAUGAUUAAGUAGCAGUUCUUCUGAGGAAAAAAGUCAAUCGUAAUCUUAAGAUGAGUCAACACUUCCAAGAAAUAAAAAAGCAUAUAGUUCCUGAGAUGCAUGAAGUAAUCCUUCCAUCCUACUCAACAUUGGCAGAGAUUCAGCUGAAAUACUGCCACAAGUAAAAGCAGUUACUCCAUCUCAAGAAAGAGGAAGAUCAACUGUAAAGGGUUGAGAGGAAAACAAUGAGAAUAUUCAGAGUACUAGAAAAUUAAACUUACAAGGGAAAGCUGAAAGAACUGGGAUGGCUUACCUGGAGAGGAGGAGGAGACAGGAGAAAGCCAGGGUAUGUACAAAUAGUAAUCAGCUGCAUGAAAGUGUGUUGUAGAGAAAAUGGUUGGCUGCUGCUUCUGUCCCUGGUGUGUAGAAAGAGAAGUUGUGAAACUGAAUUAUAGACAGAAAGAUUCAGAUAGGAUAUUAGGAAAGAUUUUCUCAAGGAAGGUGGAGCACUGGAGAGAAUCCAUGCAUCCCCAGGCAGUGAUGUUAGGAAUGACUUACGUGUCCUGCCUUGGAGAAGAAGAAAACCUAGGUAACCUCUUGAUGUCUCUUCCAGUCCUCUUGUUUUUCCUCUAUAAUGAUCAUGUUCUGUUCCAAGUUAAUGCAACUUUUCAUGU